Rhipicephalus sanguineus (brown dog tick) is the source of this 9170-nucleotide messenger RNA. RefSeq lists its product as uncharacterized. Bases 16 to 9129 code for a protein of 3037 amino acids. The transcript is spliced from 45 exons. The record is from RefSeq and is a predicted model, not a curated record. Gene Ontology annotation, molecular function: protein binding; calcium ion binding. NCBI's taxonomy places the organism in Eukaryota, Metazoa, Arthropoda, Arachnida, Ixodida, Ixodidae. Gene Ontology annotation, cellular component: membrane.
CUUGUAGUCGUCUUCAUGGCCGCAGCCAUCAAGGGCAAACAGCGGAUCAUGUUAUCAAAGACUCUCACCAUUGGGGGCGCUACAACACCAGCUGUUCUUGCGCGGCUGGGACUUUGGAUUUUCGCAAUCGGAGCCAUCAUUCACAAUGGGUACGCUCUCAAGGAUGGCGACUGCUUGCGCUCGGACUCGGCCUCGUACUUCCAGCUCUCACCCGGGGGCUACGACCCGACCAAAGGCAUGGACGGCGCCCGCUGCCAGAACCUGUGCGCCUCCAUAUCGGCGCCCUACUCGGGCAUCCAGUCCAACCGCUACUGUCUCUGCUCCGACGACCCAUUCGCGGAGCGACUGACGGCCACCAAGAAGGACGUGUGCGACAAGGGCGAGCAGCUGUCGACACGCUUCUUCCACUCGGACCUCUUCUCGCCCGUCGAGGGACUCCGUGUGAUGCCUUCCUCGUCGGUGGUGGACGUCGGCGAGGAAGUCACUCUGCACCUGGCUGUCAAGUCCGGUCGCAAUGCCACCGUGCUCUUCAACUUCGGCGACGGACUUCCCGGAACGCAGGGUACGCUGAAUACCGAACCCCGCUACAUCUACUGGAGACCCGGCACCUACAAGAUCGUCGCGCUCGCCACUCCCGUCGGUGCCUCGGACCUGUACACGGUUCGAGCAGAGGCCAUGGUGGUGGUGACCACAGCUCCCGACGAGGACUCGGUGCACUGGAACUGCCCCGCGCUGGUGGAGCCUGGGGCCGGUUUUACCUGCCACCUGAGUGUGAGCGCGGGCGCUGACAUGACCGCUGACGUAGACCCUGGUGAUGGUUCACGACGACAGGUCAUGAAACUGCCCGACGUGGUUCCCAUAUUGAUGGGAGAGCCAGUGCCCCAGUUCCAGACGGAGGAGGUUGUGGCGGACGAGGACGACUCUGCCGACUCCGGCGUGCUGCCGAUGGCACGAACCGUGCACUCGGGUCAGAUUGACGUCAUCCACGGAUAUGGAAGCGUCCCUGGAAAGAUGGACAUACUUCUCCUGCGUCCCACAUGUCAGGGUUGCACCUUCCUGGGCAACAACGUCACCUGCCACGAGGGGGCCUCACUAUGCUCGCAGGAAGCCAACUGUCUGCGCAACGACCAGUGUCCCAAGAACCAGGUCUACUCGAUCUACAAGAUGGUCGAAACGAUCUCCAUCAUGGUCAACAAGGGCUACUUCGUGCACCGCCUAUCCAGCCCGGUGCCCAUAGUCGCCGGAGACAUCCUGGGCUUCACAACUUCGGGCGGCCGCUUGGCAUACCGAGCCACCCACAGUGGCGAGCCCUCUGACUUGGUCAAGCGGAAUCAGCUUAAAGGACAGGCCGUCCGCACCGACGACCUGCUGGAGAUGGGACGGCGAUACUUGGUCGGCGCUCUGCUUUCCUCCGCCGUGAACCUCACCUACGACUACCUCUACGUGGAGCCCGGCGCGUACGAGUUCAGGAUCAGCCUGCAAAACAGGCACCACGACACGACCGUACGCAAGAUGGCCGACGUGAGCAGUCAAGAAAAACUGACCAGCUUCCGUCUCGAGGUGUCCCGCAACCAAGUGCCGACGGGGACCGAAGUCGAGAUUACUGCACGCAUGUUUGGUGGGAGUGACGUCACAAUGGUGUGGAACUUCGGCGAUGGUCAAACCACGAAGGAAGUUGUCAAAAGCGUCCUAGCAGGACAGCGUUUCCUGAAGAAGCACAUCUUCAAGGAUCCCGGUACGUACGUGGUGCAGGUGAAUUCGUCCAACCUGCACGGGAACUUCAUCGCCCGCCGAAGUAUCUCUGUCCAGAGACCCGUAACCGAGGCCUGGGAGCUCUUCACGAACUCUCCAGUAAUCCUACCGGAGGCCAUCUACCUGACUCUGACCUACCCCAAAACGGAGAAGCUGCCCACAGACGCCGUGGCGCGAAUAGCGUUUGGCGACCGGCAGAAGACCAAGUGGAAAGUGCCCAGCGAGUCCGCAGAGAAAGUGUCGCAGAAGUUCAGCCACGUCUACCUCCGGCCUGGCUACUACAAUGUCGCCGUCAACAUCUCCAACCUGAUAUCGCACUACGUUCUCACUACCAGGGUGGAAACGGCAACCCGCACCACGGGUCUCGUGACCAAGGUCCAGUUCCAGCCCACGGACGACGCUCCGCUUCGGGUGGGACUCGGCUCGGCCAACGACAUCUUCCCCACCACGCGACCGGUUGUCUUCACGGUAAAGACGGGAACCGGCGUUGUGGAGAUGUUCAUCAUCGAGACUGCCAAGGGCCAACUCCUGGCUAACGGCACGGGCAAGCAACUGAAGUACACGCUCAACUUUCCUGAGCCAGGUCAACACGAUGUAUUUGUGUACGCCUGGAACCACGUCCAACAGAGGACAGAUCCCUUCGUCGUCAGUUUCCGCAGCAUGGAACCCAUCGAAGGACUGGAUGUGUACAUGAAUGAGACUACCCCGAAGGACGAGCACAUCCGCAACUUCAUGGUCACCUUCGACCUGAUGGGCACCGACACGUGCGUGGUGGUGGACUACGGCGACGAGUCGCCCAAGCGCGCCUACGGCUCCCGCUCCCAGUGCUUCACGCGAUACCGGCCCGAGCAGUUCCAGCUCGAAGGGGAGCUCGAGAACCCGCUCUGGCUGCAGAACAUCUACGAGCGAGGCUUCGACUACGUCUUCACCCUGACCGCCUUCAACGACAUCAGCGAGCAGACGAGCGUGCUCAACUUCACGGUCAACAACGAACCGUGCAAGCCGCCCAUCAUCAAGAUCCGCAACCAGGUGCUGGACCCUGCGAACGCUACGAUAUUUUACAGAUUGCGCCCAGUGGAGCUGUAUACCUUCACGUCCGUCGAGUGCAACAUCUCCAUCGACGUGACGCGUGCCUGGGAGGCGUUCCUGCUGAACGAGACGGGCGACCCCGUGCGGCAGAUCGACCUGACCAUGCUCGACUCACGCACAAAGUCCAUGAUCUUCCUUCCCGAAUUCUUCCUCGAAGCCGGGCUCUACAAGCUGCGCUACAACGUCAACAUGAGUGCACCGAGAGCCAAGCCACCUAUGUUCCACAAGCGCUUUGCCGAGACCUACAUAGAAAUGAAGCCAUCGCCACUGCUGCCUCAAAUGUCCAACGGCGCUCAGUCGAGGAUAACCAGAGGCUUUCCUCAAACGCUCACGCUGAAUCCUGGCAACUACUCCAUCAAUCCUGACGACCCGUCUGACAAGAACUUCAGCGUGACGUGGUUCUGCCGCCGCGUUCCCAACGAGGUCAUCAACCGGACCGUGCCGGACGACGAGCAGAACGUGACCGAGCCUCUGUACCACCGAUUGCGCAGCUUAGAAAACAUCACCGCCAAGGGUCACGACUUCGACGUGGCCGGCUUCCUCGCUGCCGAAGACAUGGAGGACCGGGGAGGCUGCUUCGGCACGGGACCAGGCCGGAUCAACAUCAGUGGUGGAGACCUCGAGUGGAGCACCAUAGUGUUCUACAAGCCUAACGCCACCUAUGAAAUACUGGCGAAAUUGGAGAAGCCAGAUCGACCGCCGUCUUGGGGAGCCAUACAACUUGUCCUCAUGGAGAAAGUACCACCUUCCAUCAGCGUCCAGUGCCAGACGGAAAAGCUUUGCUACCCCAACGACCCUAUCGGCCAGAAGAUCAACCCUGUUCGCGUAGGCCUCAUCGGGCUCUGCAUCGAAAACUGUGACGGGGAGAUGAUCUACAGCUGGGAGGUGUUCGGCAGCGACAAUCUCACAGAGGUGUACCUGGAGGAUGCCAGGGACUACCUAGUCGGCGCCACGGAGCAAAAGAUGGCACUGUCGGACGAGUUCUUCAAGGUGUACUACCCAACAUUCGGCGACUUCGUGGCUCGCCUGACUGUUACCAACCAGUGGGGCGUCAGCGGCAUCUCGGACCUGUUCCUGCACAUCAACAAGCCUCCCGAAAACGGCAUUUGCUCCUUCGAGCCGCAGGAAGGACGCGCCCUCAUGGACAAGUUCAAGGCCUCGUGCUCGGAAUGGACCGACCCCGAGGGACUGGACAUUGAAUUUUUUGCCUUCUGGGUGCGCAACGUGGCCAACGGGGCGUUGACCUUCCUGACGUACGGUCCGGACAGCGAAGUCACCCUGGUGCUGCCCUACGGCGAGUUCCAGGUGGGCGCCGACGUCAAGGACAAGGAAGGAGCCACCACGCGCGUCAACAUGACCACCAUAUUGACGUACCUGCCCACCAAGCAAGAUUUCGAGCGGUACCUCGGCGAGCGUUCGCUGGACAACGCGGAUGCCGCCGGGGACCAGGCUCGCAUGAACCAGAUGUCGCAGGCCAUCUCAUCGCUUAUGAACGUCCGCCUGCCCGACGAGCUUGAGAACGAGAUAAACUAUUCAGACCCCUCGGUGCUGGAUCGAGAGCUGGAGGAGCAGGCCCUGCUUCGCGCCAAGAUGGUUCGCUCGGUGUCCUCCAUCAUGAACGUGGACACGCUGAGCAGUCUGGAGCAGGUUGGCAGCGCCCUCACCGCCAUCGCCGGAGACGGAAGUGGCGUCGACAACGAGGGAAAGGAGGUGAUCAUCAAGCUGCUGAAAAAGACCGUGUCCCUCGCCUCCAACCUGAAAGUGGAAGCACCCCAGCAACUUCUCGACUUCUGCAUGUACGCUGUCGGCACCAUGGGAGGCAUCGUGUCGCGCAUGACUCAGCAACUCAUCUCGGGCAUAGUGAUGCCCACCGACCGAGCCAAGGCUGUCAACAUCGAGUACGACACGGAGAUAGCUCUGGAAGGAGAGCCCGAAAAAGAGAGUCUCUUUGAUGGAACGGUUCCUAUGGACGUUGCCCUGGCGAGAGCCGUCGUCCUCAAUGAAAAGAAGCAGGCCGAGCGUCAGAUCAGCACCAUGGUGGAGCUGACGGUGGAUCUGGUGUUGGCCAUCCUUCGGAAUAUCGUCGUCGGAGAGAAGCCCCUGGAGUUUCGCGCUCCCAGUGGUCUCGGCCUCACCAUAUCCAUGUUCAGCGGUGGAGCGCUGAGCGGCCGUGCCAUUCAGCACGGCGACGCUGUGUACAUAUUUCCCGGCAUCUGUGACGUCCUCGCCAGCCGACCAACAUGCGCUGGGAACGAGACACUUGGCGUCAUGGCUGUGUCAUGGCCGUCGAUCCUGCAAUCCUUUGGCGGCAGCGUGGAUGUUCUGUCCGAGGACACGCAGACUCUGCAGUUGGUCGUCCUGGACGAAAACCUGUACCGCGUGGACGUCAGCAACACCACCGACUACUUUGAGAUCAUUGUACCGCGAAAAGGGGCCAAGGAAAACGCAACGGGCCUCCCGGAGCCGACAGAAUUUGCGCCGCAGGUGAAGUGGAACGAGGAGAUGGUGUACCACCAGUUCGUGGUGCCCAAGCCGGACUCCGCCGUCAACAUCGAGAUCACGCCGCAUGAUCCCAGCGCGCAGUUCCUCGUCUACAUCAGACACCGGGUCAAGCCGCAGCUCAACGCGUACGAUCUCAUGGUCAACUUGUCCACCAUACGCAGCGCCAACGGCACGUACGACAUAUUCCUGGACAACGCUCUGAUUGCCAACCGGACUGGCUUCUUCUACCUGGGCCUGGUCCAGCCAAACGGCAGCGUUCCUGAGUUCAGCAUGGACGACCCGGUCAAUCUGACCCUGUCGGAAGUGAGCCGGGAAUUCAGCACAAACUACUCCGUGCGCAUCUACACCUCCGGAUGUUACUUCUUCAACUCCAAGCUGAAGAUGUGGUCGGCCGACGGCUGCUUCGUGGCGAACGCUAACUACGCGGUGACCAAGUGCAAGUGCAACCACCUGACCUCGUUCGGAAGCGGCUUCUUCGUGAUGCCCAACACGAUCGACUUCUCGUACGUGUUCGCCAACGCGGGCUUUGCCGACAACGUCACCAUCUACAUGACCGUCGUGGUCACCAUGCUCGUCUACGUCAUGCUGCUCAUCUGGGCACGCUACGAAGACAAGAAAGACGUCGAGAAGCUCGGAGCACUACCGCUUCAAGACAACGAUCCCAAGGACAAGUACAUUUACGAAAUUGUCGUAUUCACGGGUGACAAGAAAGGAGCAGCUACGGACUCCAACGUGUUUUUCAUUCUUUCCGGCGAUGAUGACGAAACGGAAGUGCGCACUUUCGGCGAACAGAAGCGCAAGAUAUUCCGCAAGGGUGCCGUGGACACGUUCGUCAUGACAGUGCCUCGUCCUCUCGGCCGUUUGAACUACAUGCGCAUCUGGCACGACAACGGUGGCAAGGGCUCGAUGCGCUCCUGGCACCUGCGCUUCAUAUCUGUUCGCGACGUGCAGACCAACGCGCGCUACGACUUCAUCGCCAACAGGUGGUUCGCCGUCGAGAAGGAAGACGGCCUCACUGACCGCCUGCUGCCUGUGGCCGGCAAAGACGAAGCGACCGAGUUCAGCCACCUGUUCCAGCUCAAGUCUCAGAAGAACCUGGCGGACGGCCAUCUCUGGUUCAGCGUCUUCAUGCGUCCGCCCAAGAGCCGCUUCACGCGCGUCCAGCGCGUCUCAUGCUGCGUGGCCCUGCUCUACCUCUCCAUGCUGGUGAACGCCAUGUGGUACGGCCGCGUGCCUUCCAAGCCGUCCGCCUCGUCAUUCAACGUUGGCCCUUUCUCGCUCAGCCCGGAACAGGUGGGCGUAGGGGUGAUGGCCAACCUGAUCGUGUUCCCGCCAACUUUCCUGAUGAUCACGCUCUUCCGGCGGUCACGCCUGCGGCGCAAGAGACCCAACAGGAUCACCGAGGCCCUUCGCCAGAAAAGAGACUCUCUGGUGGUGAGCCGUGCGUCGUCGGCGGCCGCCAAGCCAUUGGGCCGUGCCGGCAAGUCCGAGUCGACGAUGCAGCUGACAGAGACGGAGCUGAACGACGUGUUCGAGGAGCGCCCCCAGAGACGUCGCCUGCAGCAGGGCCGGCGCAAGCGCAAGGGCAAGUUCAUGUUCCCCUGGUGGUGCCGCUACGUGGCCUGGUUCCUUUGCCUGGCCUCCAUCUUCGUCUCGGUCUUCUUCAUCUGGGCCUACGGGGUCCAGUUUGGCGACGAGAAGACCCGCAAGUGGAUCACCUCGCUGCUCGUCUCCUUCUUCAUGUCCGUCCUCAUCACACAGCCCAUCAAGGUGUUCAUGCUCGCCAUCAUCUUCUCGAGCCUGUUCAAGUCUCCGGACAAGGAUGACGACGAAGCGGAAGAAGACGAAGAAGAUCCAGAGCUCCUCGAGCACGAGGAGUGGCUGCACAGCGAUGCACCGAACCACCGGCGGCGACGGCUGUACAAGCCGCAGAACAGCUGGGAACUGGACCGCGUCCGCGAAGAACGCCUCCGGGAGCUCAAGAUGGCGGCCAUCCUGCGAGAGAUUGGCAGCUACCUCUUCUUCCUGUGGAUCCUCACCGUGCUCUCGUACGGCAACAGGGACCCCAGCGCCUACUUCCUCCAGCAGAGCCUCAGGCACGAGUUCAUCGACAACGGAAAGUUCAUGGAGAUCAGCAGCGCCCAACAAUUCUGGAAGUGGUCCCGGGACGUGCUGGUACCAAACCUGAAGGCCGGCCCUUGGUACAACGGUGCCCAACCCUUCGGGCUGCGCGGAUUCCUCGGUGACCGGGUGAACCGCAUCAUGGGUUUCGCAUCGCUUAGGCAGAUACGCGCUCGGCCCCACUCGUGCCGAGUGGAGAAGCUGAUGCGCAACCUCGUGGACGAGUGUCGCGGCCAGUCGAACCUGCUGAACGAGGACAAGCGUAGCUACAAGCCGGGCUGGAAAGAACGGGCCGACCCCGACAGCCCCGUGGACGAGUGGCACCACCGUCGAGCCAAGGAGCUGAACGGGCUGCCCUUCUGGGGAAAACUUGACGUGUACGGGGGAGGUGGCUACCUGGUGCCCCUGCGAGGCCCCAACGACAAGAUCAAGGAGAAGCUCGACUAUUUGGAGAAGUCCGAUUGGAUCGACGGUGGCACCAGGGCAGUAUUCGUCGAGUUCAGUGCCUACAAUGCCCAGGUGAACUUGUUCGGCGUGGUGACGAUCGUGGCCGAGUUCCAUCCCGGAGGCGGCCUGAUCCCCAACGUUCGCAUCGACGCCAUCCGGCUGAUGCGUUACCACCAAGGCUUCGGCUUGUUCGUGCUGCUGUGUGAGCUGGUGUUCGUCGGCUUCGUCAUCUACUUCACGGUGCACGAGUUCCGCACCUUCCUCAACCUUAGGAUCGACUACUUCCGCAGCUACUGGAACAUCGCCGAACUGGUGGCGCUCGGGCUCUCCUACUCGGCCAUGUUCUUCUACAUAUCGCGCAUGGUCGUUACCAAUAAGAUACUCAAGACCUUCGAGCGCAGUCACGGGAACGGCUACGUCAAGCUACAGGUGGUGGCGGCCAUCGACGAGCUGUUCGGCUACCUGAUGUCCUUCCUGAUAUUCAUCUGUAUUCUCAAGUUCACCAAGCUGCUGCGCUUCAACAAGCGCAUCGGCAUCCUCUACAGCACUCUAGCCCAAUGCUCCAGGGACCUCAGCUCCUUCUUCGUCGUUUUCUGGGUCAUCUUCUUCGCAUUCGUGCAGGUAUUCUACAUCCUGUUGGGAACCAAGAUGGCGGAGUUCUCCACCUUUGUCACGGCCGCCGAAACGGCCUUCGACAUGGCGCGAGGUCAGUUCAAGUUCGACGACAUCGCCAUGGCCUCUCCGGUCGUGGGACCGUUCGUCUUCUUCGUCUUCGCGCUGGUCACCUCCGUCAUCCUGCUCAACAUAUUCGUGACGCUCAUCAUCAGUUCCUUCCAGUCCGUCAAAGAAGACGUCGAGAAGCAGUGCAACGACUUCGAGAUGGUCAGCUACGUGGGCAAGAAGUUCAAGGGAUUUCUGGGUCUGGCCUCGGCCGACCUCGAACCCGAGACGUCCAAGCCGCCCACCCUGGAGUCGCAGAUCAGCACCUUCCCGGAGAAAGUAGACCGACUCCUGUUCUACAUCAACGACAUGUACUUCGACGGCCGGCUUGAUCUGACGGGCAAGCGGGCUCUGCGAGCCCUGUACAAGGCACCGGAACCGACGCAGGCGCAGCAGGCGCCCUUGCAAGGGCCGAUGCUCGACUGGAUGGAAGUGUCUGACGAACCACUCGAGGAGUCGCAGAGCGCUCCGCGACGGAGGAAGAAGAAGCGCUUCUAAGGCUUUGACCAGUCUUGACCGCACUCGGAAACCUGGAGUCU